Messenger RNA from Trichomycterus rosablanca, 6143 nucleotides. RefSeq names its product excision repair cross-complementation group 6 (gene ercc6). The record is from RefSeq and is a predicted model, not a curated record. Gene Ontology annotation, biological process: transcription-coupled nucleotide-excision repair. Bases 98 to 4306 code for a protein of 1402 amino acids. Gene Ontology annotation, molecular function: ATP-dependent chromatin remodeler activity; ATP binding. Gene Ontology annotation, cellular component: nucleus. The transcript is spliced from 20 exons. NCBI's taxonomy places the organism in Eukaryota, Metazoa, Chordata, Actinopteri, Siluriformes, Trichomycteridae.
AGCGAAUUCAAAUGACUGUCCUUUAAAAUAAUAAAGUAUUGAAUCGAUUCUGACCGUUUUCAAGCAGUCCCAUUUACAGCCAUCACACAGCUGUGAAAUGAAAAUAGACGAGAACCGGGACCAAGACCAUUCAGCACUGUCCAGUCCAGUAAGCAUCCUUACACCAGGAGGAAAAGAAGACAAUGGAUCUAACUGGGCAACAAAUGGCUUCUCUAUCCCAGAGAGUAGUCAGGAAGAACCAGCUGCAGCAGCCGAUCCUGGUACCAUUGGACCUGAAAGCUCCAGGAAAUCUCAGGUCCUGCUCCAUAUCAACCGUCAGGAGAUCCGAGCAGUGGCCCAAAACGACCAGGCAGCUGAACUCCAAGGUCUGGGAGUGGACGUCUACGAUCAGGAUGUGUUGGAGCAGGGAGUUCUUCAACAGGUGGACCGGGCCAUCCAGGAGGCCAACCAGGCUACGGCAAAGGCUGAUGCAGAGAAAGAAUACCAGUCUGUGCUGGAUGAUGUCAGGUCAUGCACAAGCGCUCUAAAACAUAUCAACAAGAUAUUAGAGCAACUCACUCCUCAUGCUGCCUCCAGCAAGGACAUCAGCCGGAAAAUCGACUCUGUCAAAAGGCAAAAGGAAAACAAGGAGAAGCAGUUAAAAAAGAUCCGAGCGAAGCAGAGGCGCUUACAGGCCAUACUUGAUGGAGAAGAUAUCGAGAAACUAGAGGCAGAGUUAUUGACUGAGGAUGACACAGAGGCAGGCCCGUCCACGCAGGGCAGCAUGCUCAUGCCUGCUCAAGAAACGGAGUGGGAAGAGCUCAUCCGCACAGGCCACAUGACACCUUUUGGUACACGCAUCCCUCAGAAGCAGGAGAAAAAGGAGCCACGCAAGGUGAUGCUCAGUGAGAACUCUGACUUUGACAAGUACCUUGCUGACCAGGCCAUGAUGGCAGACAGGAGGAAGAAGCCAAUCAUAAAGAAAAAGGAAAAGGUAUCGAAGACUUCAGCAGUAAAGACCUCGAAGCACAGUACACCCUCUAAGCAGGAGAAAAAACUUCAGAAACGUAUGCGAAAACUUCAGAGGACUGCUCUAAAGGCUCACCCUAAAGCCAGGCCUAAAGUGGAGAAAGAGUUUCCACGGACCAAGAAAAAGGGACAUGGGGAUGAGGGUUCAGACAGCGAUGGCUCAGAGUACGUGCCUAGUGAUGAACUUAUGGACCCUGAGGAACCAGAGCGAGAUGAUGAGUUCUGGAUGGAUGAAGAUAAAGAGUAUGAACUAAAGCCUUAUAAGAAAAAACAAAUGAGCAAAACCAAGAAGUCAAAAAAGGAGGAUGAGGAUGAUGAAUACCUGCCUGGAAGUUCAGAUGAUGAGGAAACCGAAGGGAAAAAAAUUAAGAAAUAUAAGGACGAUGGUGAUAUUGAAUACUACAGGAAAAGAAUCAGGAAUUGGAAGAGGCAGAGACUUCAAGAGAAAGAGCAGAAGAGACAAGCAGGGGAGGACGAGUCGGAAGACAGUGACGCCGAGUUUGAUGAAGGAUUUAAGAUGCCAGGCUUUCUCUGGAAGAAACUUUUCAAGUAUCAGCAGACAGGUGUCAGGUGGAUGUGGGAACUGCACUGCCAGCAGGCAGGAGGCAUUCUGGGAGAUGAGAUGGGCCUUGGCAAGACCAUCCAAGUAAUAGCCUUUCUGGCAGGCUUGAGCUACAGCAAGCUGAAGACGCGCGGCUCCAAUUACAGGUAUGCUGGCUUGGGACCCACAGUCAUUGUCUGCCCAGCCACAGUCAUGCAUCAAUGGGUAAAGGAGUUCCAUACCUGGUGGCCGCCGUUUCGUGUUGCUGUUCUCCAUGAUACUGGUUCUUUUACAAACAAAAAGGAGAGACUUAUCCCGGAGAUUGUUGAUUGCCAUGGUAUCCUCAUCACAUCAUAUUCAUAUGUGCGCAUCAUGCAGGAUUACAUUCAGAAAUAUGACUGGCAUUACGUCAUCCUAGAUGAGGGCCACAAGAUCAGGAACCCCAAUGCUGGUGUCACUGUUGCAUGCAAGCAGUUUCGGACCCCUCAUCGUUUCAUCCUCUCCGGCUCACCCAUGCAGAAUAACCUGAAAGAGCUGUGGUCCCUUUUUGACUUUGUCUUCCCUGGUAAAUUGGGCACUCUUCCUGUCUUUAUGGAACAGUUCUCAGUACCCAUAACCAUGGGAGGGUAUUCCAAUGCCUCUCCAGUGCAGGUCCAGACAUCGUAUAAGUGUGCCUGUGUUUUGCGUGAUACCAUCAAUCCAUACCUGCUAAGGAGAAUGAAGGCUGAUGUAAAGGCCAAUCUCUCAUUGCCUGACAAAAGCGAGCAGGUGCUGUUUUGUAGAUUAACUGAAGAGCAGCGCCAAGUCUAUCAGAACUUUCUGGAUUCCAAAGAAGUCUAUCAGAUUUUGAAUGGAGAUAUGCAGGUCUUCUCUGGCUUAAUAGCCUUAAGAAAGAUCUGUAACCAUCCAGACCUAUUCAGUGGUGGGCCACGUUUGCUAAAGGGCUUAUCUGAAGAGGAUCUUACAGAGGAGGAGCAUUUUGGCUACUGGAAACGUUCGGGCAAGCUUAUAGUGGUGGAGUCUCUACUAAGGUUGUGGUUCAAACAGGGACACAGAGUCUUGCUCUUCACUCAAUCCAGACAGAUGCUGGAGAUCCUUGAGGUGUUUGUAAGGGAAAAUGGAUACUCCUAUUUUAAAAUGGAUGGCACCACCGCUAUUGCUUCCAGACAGCCACUCAUAGCCAAGUACAAUGAGAACAAGGAUAUAUUCAUUUUUCUUCUGACGACAAAAGUGGGAGGACUAGGUAUCAAUCUGACAGGCGCGAACAGAGUGAUCAUUUACGAUCCAGACUGGAACCCUAGCACAGACACACAGGCACGUGAACGGGCUUGGAGAAUAGGACAGAAACAGCAAGUCACUGUUUACAGGCUGCUUACCGCCGGGACCAUUGAAGAAAAGAUUUACCACAGACAAAUCUUCAAGCAGUUUCUCACCAAUCGAGUACUCAAAGAUCCAAAGCAGCGGCGGUUUUUCAAGUCCAACGACAUUUACGAGCUUUUUACACUUAGCAGUCCUGAUGGCUCUCAGGGAACCGAGACCAGUGCAAUAUUUGCAGGCACUGGUUCAGAUGUACAGAUUCCAAAGAGACCCACAAUGCCACGUCCUUCUCAGUCAAACCAUUCUCCAAAACCGAUAAUCUCAAAGCCAGACAAAUCCUUAUCAACUUCACUGUGUGAUGGAAAAAAGAAGAUGUCAAAUGGCCUGCCCAACAAUAUCUUCAACACGAAAAAUGACUUAAAUUCCACAUCACCCCCGGCUGAUGGUUUAUUAACAAACGGUCACCAGCAGGAACUUUUUAAUGCUGGCACUCCUCAGAAACACAGAGAGAAAAAGAAGCAUUGUGACACAACAGACACAGCAAGUUCUCCCUCAAAAGAGCAUAAACACAAGCAUAAAAAACACAAGCAUAGCAAAGACGCUCGGUUUGAGGGCCAUCGUGUGUCCCACCUAGUAAAAAAGAGGCCAUUUAAGAAAGAGGAGAGUGAGGAUCAGGAGCACAGCAAGGGAGAGCGGCAAAGUGAUGACUAUGUACUUGCCAAACUCUUCAAGAAGUCUGGGAUUCACAGUGUGAUGAAACAUGACACCAUCAUGGAGGCAUCAAACCCAGACUAUGUCCUGGUGGAGGCUGAGGCCAACCGGGUAGCUAAAGAUGCACUUAAAGCUUUGAAAGUGUCCAGACAACGAUGCAGAUUGCCUUUCGCCAGAGGAUCCACAGCAGCCGCACCAGCCCCAGCCAGAAAACGUUUUGGACAGAAGAAAAACCCAAUACUCAACCAAUCAUCAGGCCCAAAACAAAAACCAGCAGAGAAGUGCAAGGAUGCUAAGUUCAUCAAACGAUCAGGCAAAGUAAAACCCGGAUCAGCUGCUCACUUCAGUGGAGAAGGAGUGGAGGAAGAAUCGCUUUCGACCUCCCUUUCCUCGUCCUCGCUGCUGGCCAGAAUGAGGAUGAGAAAUCAUGUUAGCCUACCUCAAGGGCAAGAUGAAGAACAGGACGAAGCUGAGCAAGAAGGACAGCCCUCAGCUCCGCUUGCUCCACACACUGAACACGAUGAGCUGCUUGUGGAUUUAAGGAACUUUGUGGCUUUUCAGGCUCACGUGGAUGGCCAGGCCAGCACUCAUGAGAUCCUGGAGUAUUUCUCCAGCAGACUGACCUCAGCGCAGACUCCUGUUUUUAGAGAACUGCUCAGGAACAUCUGCAACUUUCACAGACUCCCUGGCCAAGAGGGCAUCUGGAAACUUAAACCUGAGUACAGAUGAAGUGGGAUUUGGAUAUUUGUGGAAUAGUAAUUUAUAGUAUGUGUUGGUGUAGCAUGUUGAUAAAAUAGUUAGAAUAUAAUGCAGUUUAUCAGACCUCACUCCACUGAUAGUGACACAAUGUUUUAAUAUGUACUGUACUGCUUCAGGACUUUAAAACGUUUUAUGUUUAUCCUGGAAUUCACUUGAUCAUAAGCUCUGCAUUGCGAAAUAAGGGAACAUUUCAGUUCAGGGAGACAAUAAGGUACAACUGGGUGCUCAGGUGCCGCAGCAAGCCAGGGGUUUACAAAGACAUGAUUGGCUAUUUUUGGUUGGUAAUGGGGUGGUUUAGGUUGAAACCCUGCAAUGGACUGGCACCUUGUUUUCUGGGGGAAUCGGACCCAUCCAACUCCAACCAGGAUAAUGGGGUUGAUAAGAGCGGAAAAUGAAAUAAGAUACAACUGGGAUUUAACCCCUGCAAAAAAUCAUGGAAUCACAACACUAGGAAACUCCUUUACUUUGUAUCAAGUAAGUGAAUAAAAUAAUUGUAAUUUAUGGCAUAUCCAGAUCUUUUUUUCAGAUCAAAAAAUAUGGAACCACUAAUUAUUGAGCAGGGUGGCACGAUGGCUCGGUGUGUAGCACUUUUGCCUCACAGCAAGAAGGUCCUGAGUUUGAUCCCCAGGCGGGGUGGACCGGGUCCAUUCUGUGCAGAGUUUGCAUGUUCUCCCCGUCUCCCGAGUGGGUUUCCUCCCACACUCCAAAAACAUGCUGUCAAGUUAAUUGAAGACACUUAAUUGCCCUAUAGGUGAAUAGGUGUGUGUGUGUGUGUGUCUGCCCUGCGAUGGACUGGCACCCAGUCCAGGGUGUUACUGUUUGCCUUGCACCCAUUGAAAAGCUAGGAUAGGCUCCAGCACCCAAACCACCCCCCAAGACCCCAAUUGGAUAAGCGGUUAAGAAAGUAAUUGUUAUGCAACAGUUUAUGGAAUUGUCAAUAAAAAGUCUUAAUUAAUACUGUAAAAUGUGAAAUGAAGUAUGCUACAUCAAGCUGGUUCCAUUCUUUUUACCAGGGGUUAUUGUAUUGGUGAUUCAUUUUUACUGCACUUUUUGGACAUGACUUCUUCAUUCACUUUAGUUCACAGUGAGCACUGGCUACGUUUUGCACAACUUUUACCGGUUGUUUUAAUCAUAAAUACAUUUUCAUGCUAUUUAAACAUGGUAUGUGGGAUCUAAAUCACCUUUUGUGUCUGAAUAACUAAAUGCCUCUUAGCAGGGGCACUAGCGUUAGAAGAUUUAAGCCUUGUCGAAUUUAUAGUCAUCCGUGGCUGGACGUCCAGAAGAGAAAAAUUAAGCUCUGUUAUCAAAGUAUGAUAACAGUGGUAGCCUAGUGGGUAGAGAUUUGGGCUGUCCAUUGAAAGGUUGAGAGUUCAAAUUCCAGCUCUGCCAUGCUGCCACUGUUUGGCCCUUGAGCAAGGCCAUUAACCUUCUGUGCUCCGGGGGCAGUGUACAAUGGCUGCUUCCAAAUAAGCUGGGAUAUGCGAAGAAAGAAUUCCGUUGUACUGUACACCUGUAUGUGUAUAUAUGACAAAUAAACGCGUUCUAGGAUAGAUGCCAUUUUUGUCUCUGCUGUCAAUCAGAACAACACUAUUUAAUAUCAAGCAUUUGUGAAGUCUUGUACAUAAGGGAGUAGUUAGCACCCUCUUCCAUGGGCUGUUCAGCCCAGUGAAGCUGCAUAGGAGCUGUUGACAGGCUUAUGUGUCUCACAGGAAGUACAUGAAACCCCUUACUUACCAAAUGUAAGGACAAUUAAAAAAAAAUAAUUAAGGACAGCCUUGUUCUUAUCAAUAAAAAUGAAUGCACUCUG